Messenger RNA from Triticum aestivum (bread wheat), 435 nucleotides. RefSeq names its product histone H3.3-like. Gene Ontology annotation, cellular component: nucleosome. The record is from RefSeq and is a predicted model, not a curated record. Lineage: Eukaryota; Viridiplantae; Streptophyta; Magnoliopsida; Poales; Poaceae. The coding region runs from base 1 to 435 and encodes 144 amino acids. Gene Ontology annotation, molecular function: structural constituent of chromatin; protein heterodimerization activity; DNA binding. The transcript is spliced from 4 exons.
AUGGCUCGUACUAAGCAGACUGCUCGUAAGUCCACUGGAGGAAAGGCUCCUAGGAAGCAGCUAGCCACCAAGGCUGCCCGUAAGUCUGCUCCCACAACUGGAGGAGUGAAGAAGCCUCACCAUUACCGCCCUGGAACUGUUGCUCUUCGUGAGAUCCGCAAGUACCAGAAGAGCACGGAGCUGCUCAUCAGGAAGCUUCCAUUCCAGAGGCUUGUUAGGGAGAUUGCCCAGGACUUCAAGCCCCCUCGCUCGUGUACUGUUGCCGCUGCUCCUGCUAUUUUCUGCUGCCUGCUGCCGCAUACUGCUGCUGCUCGCCAGAUGCCGCAGGUACUCACUGCUGCUGCUACUCUUGCACUGCUGCUGCUGAUGCUACUCGUUAUGGAAUUCAUUAUGGAAUUUGGUGCAGUGUACCAUCAGUCACAGCUGCUGAGUUAG